AACUAAGCCAAUAACAUCAUCAUUCAUACGCUUUCUUCUUCUCUUGAAUAAUUUCAACUUGAAAAAUGGCCUCUAAUAUUUCAGCAGCAUUGCUUCUUAUUUCAAUACUAUUGAGUAUCCAAUUACUAGUCUCAGCUGGUAAUUUCUACAGAGAUGCAGAGAUUACUUGGGGCGAAGGACGCGGUAAAAUACAAGAAGGCGGUAGGGGCCUUGCCCUCACUCUUGAUAAACUUUCUGGCUCUGGUUUUCAAUCCAAGAAUGAAUAUCUUUUUGGAAGGUUCGAUAUGCAACUUAAGCUUGUCCCUGGAAACUCUGCUGGCACUGUCACGACUUUCUUUUUAUCUUCACAAGGAGAAGGACAUGACGAGAUCGAUUUCGAGUUCUUGGGAAAUGUCUCUGGCCAGCCUUACACAGUGCAUACCAAUGUAUAUACACAAGGAAAAGGAAACAAAGAACAACAAUUCCACCUUUGGUUCGAUCCAACUUCCGCAUUUCACACUUACUCCAUUGUCUGGAAUCCUCACCGCAUAGUGUUCCUAGUGGAUAACAGUCCCAUCAGAGUAUACAACAACCAUGAAAACAUUGGAAUUCCAUUCCCAAAGAGCCAAGCAAUGAGGGUAUACUGCAGUUUGUGGAAUGCAGAUGAGUGGGCAACACAAGGAGGCAGAGUGAAGACUGAUUGGACACUUUCUCCUUUCACUGCUUAUUAUAGAAAUAUCAAUAUUGAUGGAUGCGCAAUGUCAUCAGGCACCUCUUCUUGUAAGUCCACAAAUAAUGUUAAGCCAUGGCAAACACAUGAACUUGAUGGUAAGGGAAGGAAUAGGCUAAGAUGGGUGCAGAGCAGACACAUGGUUUACAAUUACUGUGCUGAUUCAAAGAGAUUUCCUCAAGGAUUUUCUGCUGAGUGCAAGAGUUCAAGAUUUUAAGAGAUGAGAUUAUGAAAUUCUUUAUUCUUUUGUACCAAUAAAAGUUCUGUUGGUUACUUAUUUUUGUUGAUGUGUAAUUGGUAUUCCAGUUUAACUAUCUCAGUUGUCUAAUUACAUAAUUACUACUUAUAAUUUAAUAUCAUGAAGCAUUUCUGAGUUCUGACUA
This is a messenger RNA of Lycium barbarum (goji berry), 1092 nucleotides long. RefSeq names its product xyloglucan endotransglucosylase protein 1-like. Lineage: Eukaryota; Viridiplantae; Streptophyta; Magnoliopsida; Solanales; Solanaceae. Gene Ontology annotation, biological process: xyloglucan metabolic process; cell wall biogenesis. Gene Ontology annotation, cellular component: apoplast; cell wall. Bases 66 to 926 code for a protein of 286 amino acids. The record is from RefSeq and is a predicted model, not a curated record. Gene Ontology annotation, molecular function: xyloglucan:xyloglucosyl transferase activity; hydrolase activity, hydrolyzing O-glycosyl compounds. The transcript has 3 exons.